AUGCCCGCACUCUCCAUCCCCGCCUUCGGUGCGGCCCUGGGGGUGGGGGUGCAGCUGUAUGUGAACGCCGUGCGCAAGCUGCCGCUGAUGCGCGAUCCCUGGCUCCACGUGCUGUGGGGCGGCGCGGGCUACAGCUUCGGCACCUGGCUGGUGGGCUUUGAGCGGCGGACGGAGAAGGACCUGGCAGAGAUGCUGAGAAAGCGGGACGAGGCCAACAAGAACUUGCAAUGA
Molecule: messenger RNA, 231 nt
Organism: Chlorella variabilis
Lineage: Eukaryota; Viridiplantae; Chlorophyta; Trebouxiophyceae; Chlorellales; Chlorellaceae
Exons: 2
Coding region: 1-231 (76 amino acids)
Source: RefSeq, a predicted model, not a curated record